This is a messenger RNA of Brassicogethes aeneus, 3013 nucleotides long. Lineage: Eukaryota; Metazoa; Arthropoda; Insecta; Coleoptera; Nitidulidae. The record is from the annotation of a GenBank genome assembly.
ACUUUGGUUGUAAGUACUUGAGUUGAUAAAUAAUAUUCAAGAUUAUUGAAAUGGGAAGUUUUUAAAUGAAUUUUAGCUAAAUUGGCCAAUUUGUGUGAUAAAUUAAUCGAUGUGAUAUUAAAAAUGCAGUAAUGCAUUCAAGGCUUUACUUUCGCUGGACCAUCAAAAUUUAAGAGUGAUAAAUAUGGAAGACUUAUUUGAAGGAUUUUCGGAAGAAAUCACCCAAUGGGACUUGAUUAGGGAUAAAACUGAUUUAGAUUUAGGAGAAAAGAACCCAGACAAUUAUGACCUUCCCCGUGUCAGACUAUUGCCGAGGCAAGAUGCAAUGUUGUAUGGAAGCAUUCCGAAAAUGGAGCAAAGAAUCUACAGUAAAUGCAAAGAAUGCAGGGUGGUGUUUAAUCCUAGAGACGUUUUGCUGCACAAAUAUUGUCAUGGUAAAAGUGGAUCGUCGCAAAGUUCGAAAGACAUCAAAAAGAAAAUUAAAAGCAAGAAGAAAUCACAUUCGCAACCCAUACAUCAUCAUACACUGUUUAAGAAACCUGCUACUCCGCCUCCAAUGUCAUCUACGUCGAUUAAUCCCGAGGUUCAGUCACUAAUAUCACCAACAGUCACUCUAAUGGAUACAACGGUACCAAAGGAAAGAGAAAAAGACAAAGAACGCGAAAGGGAGAGGGAGAAAGAACGCGAACUGGAUAAGGAGCGAGAAAAGGAGAAGGAGCGGGAAAAGGAGAAGGAGCGGGAAAAGGAGAAGGAACGCGAACGAGAUAAAGAACGCGAAAUGGAAUCGGAACGCGAAAGGGAACAGGAGCGGGACAAUGAGACGCAUAGUGAUACGAGCGAGGCAAACGUUAAUUCGCCGCCAAACAGUUCCACAGGGUCGCCUACAAGCACAUCUUCCAGCAAGCAUAAAAAGAGCAAAAGGAGCAGCAAACCCACCAAGGACUACGAUCCUGACGUUCACUGCGGCGUCAUCGAAGGAAACAAGGGCCCCUGCACUAGAUCCAUCACUUGUUCCAAUCACAGGAUAAAGCUAAGAAGAAUGGUUCCUGGAAGAAGCAAGGACAUAAACCUAUUGAUAUCAGAGCGAAAGGCUGCAAAAGAGAAAGACUUCAAACAACACCCAUCAUCCAGUUCGUACACAUCGGUAAAUUUAGAAGAGGAAGAGUUUUUAUGCCAAAGUACUUCUUACGUACCUAUUGUCGCCACGAUUGUCAGCGCCAUUGAUAGCUCGGCAACCUCUCCAACCUCCACCACCGCAUACGUACCCAUCAUGCCGAAAAACGCCGCAGACGGCACUCUUACCAACUCAUCCCAAAUUUCAAGACAAACUACCUCAAUUACUACAAGUCUUACUAAGGAAACAAUUUCCUCGGAACCUGACGGUUCAUUAGAUAAUGGAUACAAUCCAAGUAUACAAAAUAAUUCUCAGGAAAGCGCUGUGGGGACGGUCCCAGUGGUCUACAUGCCCAUGAGUCCGAUUUCAGUAGUUAGCCCCGUGCAGUUUGUUCAAAUUGGCAAAAACAUGAUUUGCCUGGAGUCGCCUCAGUCGGCGAUGAGCCCGCCUUUGCCGAACCAGUCGCAAUACUUGCCGAUACCUGCCGAUACCGAGACGACGAUGUACAAGUCGCACCCGAAGCCGGUAUCGAUACCGACGUUUAACACCCGCAAGGUAGGUGGGGCCAUUUUACUAUCGUACCAACAGUUGGAAAGCCAGCGUAACGACAUACAAACGGCAAUAAACGCUAAGCGCAAAAUGGGCUACAAAUCGGUUUCGGUGCUGAAUAACGCCUCGCACCGGCCCAACAUACUGAAAGUAAAAAGUGUUUCGAAAGUCAACUGCAAAAGGCCUGCGGUCGACAAAGUCAGCACCUCGGACAGCAAACAGUUGAGACUCGCGCCGGAUGUUAACGGUUUUAUUCAGCAGUCCGACAUGAGCGAGACAGCCGACGCGCCUCAGUCUAACAACAGUAUACAAGAGAAAAUCGCUCUCUUGAACAUGAAACUGAUCAUUUUUGAUCCGCUAAAUCAUCGGAGGUAAAUUCACCUUGAUAUUGUUUAAUUUUUGCAGAAAAACCCUCAAUCUGAAUGUAACGAUAAUAUUUUUCAUUUUAACGCGCAUGCUUCACUCAACUAUCUACCAAGUAUUGUUAUUCUAGUCAGGAUGAUUUUAAUUCGCUUUUUAUUAUUCCGGCAAUUUUUUUCUAUUGAGUGCCAAAUUCUUUUAACUAUUUAUUGUAUUAUUUUUUUAUAUUACUUUACUAUAUAUAUUUAUAUAUAUUAUCGUUUCAUUUACAAGACUUGACUUUUUCGUUAAACUCACUAGUGUGAUUUAAAUUAUUAUGAAAAAAAUUUAAUAAAUGUCCAAAAACAUGUAAAUAUUUUCAUUAUUUAUAUAGGUAUAUUUUUCAAUAUAGGAUAGCUUAAAUUAUGCUAAACGAAUGUGAUGUAAAGUUUAAAUGUUAGAACUAGUUGUUAGUCAAAAAAUAUUAUUAUUAUUUUUGUUAAAUAAUUAUUAGUAAUACCUCUCGAAUUAUAAUAUACAGGGUGUAAAUUGGUGACCUAAAGGGUAAAGCUAAAUCCCUAAUUGAAAAUCCAUUUCAAUUUUUUCAAAUUCGUUAUUUAAAACUGUAAUCUGUGUUGCCUAGCUACAUUCAAACAAACAGGGUGAUCUAAUUGGCGGCUUUUAAAGUUAAAUAACUCCUGCAAUUUGGCGAAUUAGAAAAAAUCGUAAAGGAAUUUCAAAUGUCCUUUGGGUCGCCAAUUUUAGGUCCCUGUAUAAUCGGCAGAAAUUAUACGACUGUUUAGUUUAAUUGCGUUUUGCUUAGUGAAAAACAAAUCAAGGUGUCGAAAGAUUUUUCUGUAAAUAUUAUUACGAUAUCCCCCAAAGGCUGUUCAUAUAGUUAGACUUGGCGUUGCGUGUUUUAAAAUAUAUGCUUUGAUUGGCUAAAAAAAAUACUGCCCUUUGUUUCAUCUUUGAAGGGAAACUGUGAAAAAUAAAUUAAUGUUAACAUCU